AUUUUGUUAUCAACAUAAAAGUCAAUCGGCAGAAAUUAUCAGGUACCUAUACACACACAACGCACAUUUAAUAAAAUAUUUAUUUAUAAUUAUUUUUAUACUGUACCGGUAAUUUGUUAAAAUACACGUAAGGUAUCAGUAGCGCCGCCGAAACCAGCAGUCAAGUGUAGAGGGUCGGUUAUCGCUCUUUUAACGAACGGGACCACCGCCCGGUGGUGGUUCAUGAUGGGUACCCGAACCGUAUUUAUUUUUAUCGAAAUGGUACACAUGGAAUAUUAAUUAAGAGUGUUGUGUGGGAGUUUUAAACGUGGGCGGCGGUCGGGGUUGGACCGGGGCACCGGCGCAUGCCCCGGUGGGCAGUUGAUAUUUUGGUUAAAUGAGGCCAUUUAUGUUUUUUUUGUUUUUAACUUAAUGCGUCUAUCUUAUAUAAUAUAAAUAAGGAAUAUCGCACUGUAACGUGACGUCAACGAUGGUGUAUUAUGCUUCGACACGGAAUUCGAUAAUUCGUACUUCGUAGUUGGUAGUUGGAACGUAAUAACGUCGUGAUAAAAUAUUUAUAAAUAGAAAAACUGUAAAAAAAUGUGUAAAACAAAAGAUGGGUAAAUCAUAAUGGUACCGUUAGUUUUAUCGUGUUAGUUCAAACAACAUUAACCAAAAGAAAACGUUGGUAUGAGUAGACACGGACGUGGAUAAUGAUAAUAUCAAAACUGUUUUUUGAUUAUAAUAAUUUUUAGUUCUAUCCACUUUAGAGUCCAAAUCAAUAUUAUUACUGGUAAGUAAUUAUUUUAGUAAAAAUUUAUAUGUUCUAACUCAAUUAAAAUUAAACGUUUAAACAUAAUAUUGCAUCAAAUUGUUUUUGUAAAAUUCAUCUUAAUAGGUAGGUUAUUAUAUCAAUGUCUUGCAUUUGUUUAUGCAUAAAGAAGCGAAGUCGAGUUAAUGUAUAACAUUGCAUUUGAAAGUAUUCAAAUGGACCUAUGUAUAUAUUGUUUUUUGAGUUACCAUUUUCAGUUAACAAACAUUUGAUUGGGUACUUAAAAAGUUUCAUCGAGACCGCUUGAAAUUAUUUUGCUCGGGCCGUGUUAUACAGCCAGUCCAACCUUGGUGGUGGUCUGUAUAACUUUUUAUCUGCCUCCAUUUUCUUAAAACAUGGUUCGGCGCUACUGCGAUAAUAUGUUGCGUUCGUACAUUUAUACGAAAUAACAUUGGAUACGAAUUAUUAAACUGUUAUUUGAUACAUUUUAUUUAAGUGACUGUACAUUUUUUUUAAGUAGGAUAAAGGAGGUAAAUAUGUCUUCUGUCUUUCCGAUAUCCUUGUUACACGGGAUCCGGGCGUCCACGAACUCGGUUGAAGAACUAAAAAAUAGAUUGAUGUAAAAUUGGUAGACAUGUAAUUUAAUGUAUCCGAUUUUUAAACAACAAUGCCGAUAUUAUAUUUAUAUUUAGAUAAGUAGGCAUAGUCAAUAAGGUGCCACUUAAAAUACAUCUUUUGGGGGAUAUUUUAAACGUAUGGAAGACGUUUAAAAACAUAUGGACAUACUUCGCAUGACGGGUGGGCUGCGGCUGCUGUUGUAGAUGAGAAGUUUUGAAAGUCAAGGGAAAUUAAAUGUAUAUCUAUACGCUAACGAAAAACGAUUCUGAGCAGAGUUCGGUUAUACAUAUUUUAAAAGACCGUAAUAUUUACGAUUUUUGUCAAAAUUUGCAUUCAAAUUCUCUCAAUUUUUUUUUGUUUACCGUUAAGCAUAACUUAUAAUGAAUCUUCUUCUUAAUUUUCAAGAAAUGUUCAAUUUUGUUAUAUUUUGCAUUUCUGUUUGGUCUAACAAUUUUAUCCACACAGUAGGUACCUGCCCAAUAAAUAUUACGUAAAAGAAACUAGCAAAUUUAAAAUGUCUAUACAUAGCUCGGAUAUGGCUCAAAUGUAUUGAACAUUUUACCACAUCUAUAUAAAAGGCAAAUAUAAAGUUUCUGUCCAAACUUCAAAUAUCACAUUUUCGACUAAGAAAAAAAGCAAAAUAGAAAAAUAUAAAACCAUUUUUUUCGUAAACUUUUCUGUUUUUCCUACGUUUUUUUCCCGGUUUUCACCAAUUAUUUUUAAAACUGUUUAAAAAUCAAAAAAUUAUCUUCUUAAAGUAUCUACCACCUCAGUCAAAUUUUAUUUCAGAAAAGGUAUAUUACACUUAAAAUCAGAGCAAAAUUUCUGGUAGUAAAUUUGUUCGCAGAAAAAAAAUAAUGAAAAAAUAAACAUCAUUGUACAAUCAAUACAUUCCUCGAACCGCUCAGGAUUUAAAACAAUGUUUGAGCAUCUUGUUAAUUUGUUCUACACGAUGUUUAACGACAUCGGACGAAUCGUAAGAUCAAUACAUUAAGUUUUAGAGGUCACUACUAGCUGAUGAAAAGAACAUAAAAAAGGACUUGCCAGAGCCGUAGCACGCUACUAUGGCUUGACAAAACUGGCUCAGAUUAAGAGCGUUUCUCUGAAAUCGACGAAAAAUCCAGAAUUCAUACAUAAUAGAAGUACAAAAUUUUAACGAAAAGGAAUAGACGGAGACUAAUAAGAGCGGACACAUUUUUGUGUGGCGUGCAGAUGCGUUGAAAAGUAUUGUUACGGCUCUGACUUUUACAGGGGUACUUUUAUCAGCUGGUUGUGACAUUCAAAACUCAAAACAAAAUUAAUCAAAACCGUUCUAUUUUGUUAGGUAAACGUUUGGUACGCAUUUCGAAGUUGACAUGGAGAAAUUAAUUUAUGUUAUUUGUCUGAUAUUCGUGCUUCGGACUAUAUCGUCACAAAUCAAUACUAGUGAGUGUUUUAUUAUUAUUUGUUUAAUACGGGCGUGCUAUUGCGUUUAUACUACUUAUUUUAGGUGCACAUUUCUAUAUUAGCUAAUAGAUUAUUAUAAUCAGAAAACUAUACUGAUGUGUAGAGUUAGCCAUUACUCAUUAUUAAAGGGUAUCGAAAAUUUAAAAUACAUAUUAUAGAAUUUUGUUGGGGACACGGAAUAACGGUUAACUAGAAUAGGUAUGGGAGUAGAAACAGGGAGACACGUUGUUAUUUUUAUUCCCCCGCUCCCGUUAAAUACUGUGCAUGUUGCCUAUGCAAAGCAGUGUUAGACAGUUAGUUAUUUAUACAAAUAUUAAUUUUUUUAAUUGUUAUUGAUAGGAUGUACAACUCCGAAUCAGCUCGACGGCAUUUGUAUCAAUAUUCAACGUUGUAUAUUGUUAGAUACGAUGUUUAAAGAUCCUAAUAGAAACGAUACUGCUAAAAACCUUCUUUCAAAAUCGUUUUGUGGACACGAAGGCACUUAUCCCAAAGUAUGUUGCCCAACGUCAUCCGAUUAUGAAACGGUUUGGUCGUCUAAAUUACCCUCUCGAAAAAAAUGUGGAAUACCUAGUACUACCAAAGUUAAAAUCGUCGGAGGAACACCGUCGGAAUUGGGUAAGAAUGACAAAGAGGUUCUUACAUUAAAAGUGAAAAAAAUAAUGCGGUUUUUAGUACUUUUUACUAAUUACUAAGGUACAAUUAAGUUAAAUUAAGAUUACUUAUUAUUAUUGAAGCCAUCCAUUUGUUUAGGUGCUUGGCCCUGGGUAGCAGCUUUAGGAUACAAAUACAUUUAUAAGCCAAACAAUGAUCAUGAAUUUUUAUGUGGUGGAGCUUUGAUAUCGGAUAGAUAUGUAGUAACAGCUGCUCAUUGUACGAUCGGCUCUGCUCUUAAGAAUAAAAUAUUGUAAGUUGACAAUUAUUAAUUAUUCUCAUUUUUUAACUGUUUCUGUUCGUUAAAUCAUUGCAUGAUAUGGUGGUUAAUAAAAUAAUAUAAAUUGUAAUUGCAUACUUAAAAAAAAAAAAAAAAAACAUUAUUCAAUCAUAAAUUGUUUUUAUCUUCUAAUAGCUCAUUUCUAAUUUUGUUCAGGGAUAUCGUGCGUUUAGGUGACUUAGAUUUAGAUCCUACCAAGAACGAUGAAGCCACGCCCAUUAAUUAUGCAGUUACACGUAUUUUAAGACAUACAGAAUAUAAUGCUUCAAAUUUCACUAACGACAUUGCGUUAUUAAAAUUAAACAGCAGUGUUGCUUUUACCGGUAACUUUUUUAAUAUUUUUAUAUGUAUAGUUUUUAAAAUUGUUUACAUUUUACUAAACUGAAACAAUAUCUAUACAUCUGUGCUCGAUAGUUGAAACGUUUAUAUUAUUUGUUGAAAUUCGUCAGCGACCAUUACACUUAUCAUUCUGUGAAGUAAAAAAAAAAAAAAAAUAAUAAUAAUUAAUAAUAUUGUAGAUUAAUCAUUUAAUUAUUAAAAAUAAUUGUAAAACGUAGUGUUAACUGCACAUUACCGAAGAAAAAAACAAGCCUUACAACAUCAUUAAAUGUAGUAUACAGAGUAAUUCACAUCAACUUUUAAACAACCUUGAUAUCUUCAACAAAUUCAAACUUUACAUUAUAAUACAAUUAAUGGUAGGUAGAUAUAAAUGUAUAAUAAACAAAUUUUACCUAGAUAAAUUUUUAAUUCAUAAACAAAUUUUUCAGACAUAUAUAAUUUAUAUUUUAAUAAUAUGAGGGGAGAGGAUUUAAUGUACAAACGGAUACUAAUUUUUUGGUCUAUUUAUAAGAUUGAGGUUUAAUUUUUAAAACCAUACAAUAAGAACAAUAACUAAAGAGUCGAUUUUUAGGUUUCCAAAAAUGUAAAAAUCUGGUUCUAAUAUGAAAUGAUUAAGUAUAGUUUCAAAAAAUGCUUAAAACAGAAAAUCUUUAAAAUUCUCAAAAUUUCCAAUAUAAUAUGCCCUGUAGUAUAAAAAACAAUUUUUUUCAACGAAUUAUGGAAUCAGCCAACAGUGAACAGCAUCAUAAAGCCAAUACAUUAAUGUACAACCUUAAAAUCGUAAAAUUUUCGAAAGAUGACAUUGUAUAUGCGUACUUAAAUAAUUUGUUCGUGUGAUUAGUGUCAGAUGUAUACGUUUUUAUUUAAUCUUUAUAAUACUUGUAAAUGUGUGUUAUUUAUUUUAUAGAAUUGAUUAAACCUAUAUGUUUGCCAGUUAUGUCCAAGAUGAGACAAAAUAUGUUUGUUAAAUAUCAACUAUAUGUUGCAGGUUGGGGAACUCAAGGAUUUCGUAAGUACUUUAUGAGUGCUCAGAAAUUAUAAAAUAUUAUAAAAAUACUUUACAAUAUCAUAAUAUUAUAAAUAUUAUACUAGUAUACUAUUAUAUUGCAUUUAACAAGUAUUUUUCAGUAUAAAAAAAGAAAAAUAUUUAUGAUAAUGUCCUAGGCAAUUGCGUGUAAGUUACAUAAAGUUUUUCCACUCAAUUAAUAAUACAUUGAAUAUUUCAUGAAAUCUAUGUUUGAGAAUUAUUUCAUAAAGUAUAUUUUGUUCUCCCAUGUUUUUUUUCUAAUUGUUUGUGGUUGGCCACCAUGAUCCUCUCGAAUCUAUUUCCCUACAGAGAGUUUUUUUAAUGUAUAUGUCAAAAAUGAUCAUAACCAUUGAACCAAUGUGAUAAUACCUACUUGUUUAAAGCGCCAGCUAAUACCCGUGACUUAGUCCACGUAUAGAAUUUCUUUAUACUUUCUCUAUAUACGGGUCGCACGAAACGUAAGUAGGUUAUUGAUGUAGACAAGUUGUGAAUAUAUACUUCUAGCAGUCAAAAACGGUAACAGAUAUUUAAACUUAUCUUAUUACUUACAAGUUAACUUAAAAAUACGAUGUCAUUUAUGAUUUUCUCUCGAAAUUAUACUUGAUGAUGAGAGCAUCAUUAUACACACUACGAAUAUUUCUCAUAUCGCUCUCAAUCAUGUUUAACCAUGUUCUUAUCGGUCUUCCCUCUUUCCGUCUUAUUUGUUUUUGUAAAACUACUCUUACAGCCAUUAAUUCAGUGGAUCAUAGUUUUAACCUUUCGACAUUAGCCCAUUAUAUCAAACUUUUUACUUAUAAUUUCAACCUUCGUGGGGUACCUAUUAUAUUAUUAUAAGAAAAUGUAUGAUAAUAAUUUCAUACAAUAUAUAGCACGGUAAUUAUCAUUUUAUAAAUAUUUAGGACAAUUAUUUUGUAUUAAUUAGAUGUUUUGUGCCAGGAAUAAAAAUACUUUAAGAUAUUAAUAUAAUGUACAUAUUUUAUAAUGUGGCCCUUAUUUUAAACAUAUUUAGGAGGACCAUCGAGUUCUGCUUUAUUGGAAGUUCAAGUACCAGUAAGAGAAAACAAAGAAUGUAAAGAAUUAUAUUCCAAGCAGCCGAAUAUAAUCGACGAGAGAGUGUUGUGUGCUGGGUACGUGGAUGGCAAAAAAGAUUCUUGUCAAGUAUGGACUAUCGAAUUUUACUGGAUGAUUUUGUUAUUAAACAUAUGUGUACUUCAUUUAAUGAAUUUCAGGGCGAUUCUGGAGGUCCUUUGAUGUGGCCAAAUGGAACUCAAUACUAUUUAGUGGGCGUCGUGUCUUUCGGUGUAGGAUGUGGUGAUAAAUCUUAUCCAGGUGUAUACACUAGGGUAUCAGCUUUUAUGGAAUGGAUUGUAAACAAUAUGAAUAAUAGUUGAAAUACCCAUAUUAUUUAAUACAAUUCAAAUUUUGUUGAUAUGAAUGAUAUAACCGAAGAGUUAGUAAAAAAAAGACAAUUUGGUAGGUACUUAAUUUGUUUGAAAUAUUGUUAAACAUUUUAGGCAGUAUAACAAACUGACUAUUAUAACUAAAGUAAAAUGGUAUCUUGACAAAAUAUAAUAUAGCGUACAAUUUUGUGAUUUUAUAAUUACCUAUUAUUAUCACCAAUAAAAUAUAUCGAAACUCA
Messenger RNA from Cinara cedri, 6751 nucleotides. The record is from the annotation of a GenBank genome assembly. Lineage: Eukaryota; Metazoa; Arthropoda; Insecta; Hemiptera; Aphididae.